CCCCUAAAAUGACUCCCGGCACGUUGUUUUUUUUCUGGUAUCCUCGGGGUAAGGUGAGAAGAAGGUUUAGGAAAUUCCAAGGGUUGUUUGCUGUGCAGAGGUGCUUGGUUGGAUUUUGCAAUCGUAUUUGUUUGAGCAGGAAGCAACCUUAACCGCCCAGACGGACACCAUGGUGAGCUGGCCACUUUUUUGUUGUUUCACUGGUGUGCAAAAAAACCUCUUGCAGAUAUUACCAUAACCUGUAACAGUGCCGAAUGAUUGAAGAGGCAGAAUGGCAAAGGAUGAGGAGAAAAAGUAUUGCAAUCAUUUUGCAUGAAUUGCUGAUUUAAAUUGAUUCAUUUCUUGGAAAACAUUAGUCUCUUGUAAGUAAAGAGAAUAAAGGUGAUGAGAUCACAGCAUGUUCCUUCUCGAAUAGGAGGUUGCUAUGAUGUGUUUAAAAUUCCUCCUUAGUUACACAUUCUUGAAACACGGAUUAUCCAAUCCGGAGUAAAAAUCAACCAUCCGCAAAACGUGAUGCAAAUGCAACGUAAAUACUAUCGGAAGACUCUGUCAACUGUCGCAUGUUUAUAUUUCUGUUUUUGAACUGAUUCCACGCUUCCUAGAGUGUGCCAACCAAUCUGAUCUUAAAUAAUCUAAACUUCUGCUAACAACACUCGAAACCGUGGAAGAAUAUUUGUUUAUGAUUUGUUUAUGAGCCCUUGAACCCUCCGCGCCCUGCUGACCUAUCCCACAACGAGGAUGACACUCGAAGAAAUGCCACGGUGAGAUAGCUACAUAUGGCACGCGAUAGAAUGCCAAAAAAAAAACGGAAACACUGCCCUACACACCCUUCGUACAUCGUUGACGAGGCGGACACGAUUGACAAACGGAAAGACAGGUUCGACGAGAGUCAGAUUCCAAUUUCCACAUGCUCGCUCGUGACACGAUAUCACAUUCCAGUGCACGCGAAACCCCGUGUCGCCGUUUGUUUGGUGUUCUUUAUUUUAUGCUCCGUUCCGUUUGCACUUGACUCUACCGGACCCGCAUCGCUGAAAGCAGUACGGUUCUGCUGCCUCAGUUGUUUUCAACGCUGUUGUGUGUAUGGUUGGUUGUGCUGUGUGCAUGCACACGUCACAGCAGCUACCGUCAGCGUACGAGGGUGAGGGUUUUGUGACUAUCAUCAUCGCACCAGUGCCCUAUCACAUCGCUGGAGACAACAUCAACAGUGGAGCAAACUGUAAACACACCUUUUGGAAGUGCGUCUCCACGUCGUUCACCGCGCAAAAGCACCACCACACCAUCAUCAAUUGACUCUGUUCGGUAUCGUCGUGUGCGGGUGGAAGUCGCUCGUCUAGGUUCUCCCACCAACGCCCGAUGGGGGUAGAUUCUAUAGGCGUAUGCGUUUUUUGUUGUCUCCAACGGUUCGCCCGAUUUACGCGCGAUUUAUAGCAGUUUCGUUCGAGUUGUCGCGGUUGAUCGAUGGCCGGUGGGGUACUGCGCUCCCGUUUACGAUAAUUUCGCAUCGGGCCAAAGGUGGUGCACUAGUAUCCAGCAGUGGCUCUGUGGAGUGUGGACUCAAUUGAAGGUGGCCAGUAGGACGUUUCAAUUUUGGUGCAAUAUUUAAACGGGACGCCCCAGACGCAACGAUGAUGAUCAUGCGGAAAGCUAGAAAACAGGAACCGAUACAACGUGUGAGGGUCGUUUUGCGUAACUUUUAUUUCAGAGAUCUGCACGAAAACAACAUAGACGUGGCGAGCAUCGUGACGACAGCGGCCACCGGUAGUGCGAUGGCUGCUAUGGUAACUACAAAUGGGCCUAUCGCCGAGCAGCACGAUCAACUGUCGCUGGAACCAUGUCCGUCGACCAGUUCCGGGAAAGGGCAACAAUCGCCACAGCCACAGAUAGUGGUAGGCACCAUUGAGCUGAAUAAUUUAAAUGGAGAUGUUGCUAGCAACAAGCAGGAGAAGGAAAUCGGUACGAGUAACCAGUUCGAACCACUUACACUGAUCGACGAGGAUGAUGAGGAUAAGGAUCGGAACUGUUCGAAUGCCCAUUCGUCAUCGUCCCUGCUCUCGUCCAAUAACGAUAAUCGUUCGACGGAGGAAAAUAACCUGCACAAUGCGAACACACUAUCGAUCAGUGAACAGCACAGGAGUCGGAACAGGCGUCGCAGCAGUCAAAAGGAUCGUCGCAGUGCCGAGGAUAUCGAUUCGAUCGAUCAGGCAGACAGUGCGGUUGACGUAACGCACGAGGAGGAACCGAAUGUGUUUGACGACGAGGAAGAAGAUGCCCGGGAGAAGGAGCACAGUGCUUCCGGUGCAAACCACAUAAUGACGGUGCACAGGCGCAAAAACAAACUAUCUCGACAAAGACGAUCGCCGGUUCUGCCCCAUCGGGACGUGGUAGAUGGUGAAGAAGAACGAAAAGAACCGUACGAUAAGGCGGUGACAUGUCUGUAUUGGUCGCUUGCCUGUUGGGAUUGUAACAUUUCGUAACCCGUUUUGCCAAAAGCGUGCGUUGAACGACAGCUAGCAACAUAGUAAUUAAGGAAAGAAAAAAAACAACUCGUCACUAUUGGCUUCAUACCAGCACGGCACUUAAAUGAGCCGGAACUUAAAAUAAUUCCGCUCAAGAAGCAGAGAUACAUUCUGGACAAGAAAUUGGUUUAAGUGAGCAAAAAAAAAAUGAGUGAUUGUGACAACAAAAUUAACUUAAAACUGUUAACGGUAAAGUUACGAAACCCCCCGAGACUUGUGUGUGAUGGUCGUUUUUUGAUCGUCAAACUCGAAGCAGCAAUACAGCAAUCUCAGUAUUUUCGCAUUUUGCACAUGAAAAACAGAUUUAUACAUAUUUUUCGGACGUAAUUUACACAAAAUUAAGCGCUAAAGUUAGUGAAGUAAAGCAGAAAAUAAUUUAUACGAGUUUGUAGCAGGUGAAAACACUUGAGCAAUUAAAGGUGACUUCCACUUGAAAUGUGAACUAUGUAGAGACUCUUGAGCCCUGCUGGGCAAUGAUUACGAUGAGUAAAUACUAUUUAUCAAGGCAGCCAAUAAAUGUAGAAACUAGUUUUUUUGUAUAGAAACAAACAAUAUGAA
Molecule: messenger RNA, 3074 nt
Organism: Anopheles funestus (African malaria mosquito)
Lineage: Eukaryota; Metazoa; Arthropoda; Insecta; Diptera; Culicidae
Product: transcription initiation factor TFIID subunit 11
Exons: 3
Coding region: 1626-2474 (282 amino acids)
Source: RefSeq, a predicted model, not a curated record